Colletotrichum tamarilloi is the source of this 3597-nucleotide messenger RNA. RefSeq lists its product as uncharacterized. The record is from RefSeq and is a predicted model, not a curated record. The transcript is spliced from 4 exons. NCBI's taxonomy places the organism in Eukaryota, Fungi, Ascomycota, Sordariomycetes, Glomerellales, Glomerellaceae. Gene Ontology annotation, molecular function: DNA binding. The coding region runs from base 1 to 3597 and encodes 1198 amino acids.
AUGGGCGAUCACCAGCCGUAUGUGACCAUUCGGUCUCGGCGACCCCAUGACGGGAACAGCGUGAGCAGUGCAGACUCAACUGUAGGUGCCAGGGUCUCGGCGAUCCAAUCGCGCAGAGUACGUGUAGACUCACAGGCCGACCAUGAUCAGUACGGUUCCAGCUCCGGCGAUGCGCCUCGGCCCGCCACACAUGAUAUCAGCCGCGUGAGCUAUCACGUCAAGCACCUCGAUAGCUUCGCUCAGACCUUGGAGAAUUCUGCAAACCGAGCAUUUCCGAACCGCGGAAAAUCGUCACAGCGGUAUUCAAAGGUGCAGGCCUUGCUCCUGCAUUGGGGCUGUGAUGACCUUUUUGUGUUACCUGAGCUGGAGGACCUGGAACGGUGCCUCCGCGAGGAUUAUGCCUUUGGCACGGAAAAAUUUCCUAUACCGUCCGAGAACUCACAUUUAGAGCUCAUGAUGCAGGUCGGUAAGCUGAUCAAGGACCACGAGGCUCAAGACACGCUCUUUUUAGUCUACUACGGCGGCCAUGCCAGGAUAGAUGAGUCUCUUCAGAGCACUUGGUGCGCCACUCGACAUCCCGACUCGCCAUGGCUCCAGUGGUCUGCCAUUCAGACCUUGCUAGAGCGCUCGGCAUCCGACGUUCUCAUCCUCCUCGACUGCUGCGCGGGAGCGGCGAGCGCAACGUUCCCCAACGGCAACAGCAUCACCGAGACCAUCUCCGCCUCGAGCUGGGACGCCAUCGCCCCAGAUCCGGGCCGCUACUCCUUCACAAACGCCCUCAUUGAGGUAAUGCAGGAGUGGAGGCUCCGCACCUUUUCCGCGGCCAUGCUGCACGCCGAGGUCCUCGCCCGCCUAAAGCACCCGCGCCCCGUCAACAUCAACGGCAAGGUCUUCGAGGCCAGGUCGACGCCAGUUCACUUCAUGAUGACGUCGAACCACAAGGCGCCGAGCAUCGAGUUGUCCCGGGUCGUGCCGGCUGAGCAGCGGCCGCCAUCGCCGCCAUUGGAUGCCGCGAUCACUGCAGACGAGAGCGGAUCGCCCGAGGGGAUGAUAGGUGGGCGAGGGCCUGGCGCACCAAUGGCAGGGGAGCCGAAUGAGGAUACGCCGCAUGUCAUGAUCUCGCUGGCGCUGGAAGACAAUCAGCAAUUGGAUCUGAGCGCCUGGGAGCAGUGGUUAUCCAACUUCCCAGCCCUGGCAAAGUACGUCAAAGUCCAGGGGGUAUUCAAGAGUCAUUCCACAUUGCUCCUCUUAUCUAUGCCAGUCAUGGUGUGGGAUCUCCUGCCAGAGGACCAUGCAACCUCAUUCAUAGCCUUCAUUCGUUCCAAUAACCUAGUGUCAGAGAGGAGUCGCAAGGACGAAGAGGCUAGGGUGGAUGUUCCGGUGAGCCGAGGCGCACUUAUAGCGCAUGACAACACACAACCGGACUCCGCGUCGAUGGGCACAUUUUUCUCGGAAGUCACAUACACGAAUGCUCCAACGAUAACAGGCAGCGUCGUAGGGACGCAAGUGAGAGGCAGUGAACCAAACGUGAGAGUAAACGAAGGAGGACAGACCAACAUCCAGGAGCUAGACGCUGAAUCACCAUUAUCGUCGCCAAUCGUCAGACCAUCGCGGCCCCUUCAGUCGCCAAACUCAACAGCUUCGAUUGGAACCCUACAACGGCACCACACCUCAUCUUCUCAAGUAUCAUCGGAUAGGGCACCAAUAUCCAGAUCCAUGAUUCCGAACCAGCAGAGAAGCGCGCGGAGAACCAUGUUACACGAUAUCCCAGAACCGCCCAAAUUCUCACAGCAUGUUGAAAUCCUGCUUCAACAGUACUACAAGCAAGAGCCGUUGCCAAACGAUGAUCAAAAGAACUUUGUUGCCUCAAAUUUGGGCAUAGAGCUGUGGCACGUCGAGGCCUGGUUCCAUCACCGGCGGGAACGGGAUGUCGUCUCGAAGCAAUUCCAAACCCUUAGAAUGGGCGGUGGCCCAACCUCAGAAGCAUACCAGGGAGCUCAGAUGAUACUGCCGCAUCACCUUCAAAGAAUCAUCGAGGUCCUUUCUUCUAGCAGGAUCCUAAUGAUUGAUCUCCGUCCUCCAGCAGACUUUGAGAAGUCUCACAUCAUGGGAGCAAUCAACCUCCGCGCACCCUUAAACUUUAUCAAAGAAGCCUCGUUUGACAUGAUCGAGCGAGCGUUCCCAGACCAACGCAGCAGACAGGUCUUUGGCGAGUGGCAGUCCACCACAUGCAUGGUCAUCUACGACCGCGUCAUAGACGCCUCACGGGACUGCCCGUUAGCCGAUACCCUCUACGACAAGUUCAGGACCUGGGGCUGGCCAGGCAGGUGCUUCGUUCUCAAAGGCCACUACAAGGAGUUCAACGUCUCGUACAAGACUUCCAUCACCGGGUCCAAGGUGUCGGGCGAGGCAGGGCAUCAGCAGCAGCAGCAGCAGCAGCAGCAGCAAAACCCGGAUCCCCUCCGCCAAGAGACAUCGGCGGCCGCACCGUCAGAGACUGAUGACGCGGCGGCGAGGAGAGCGCAGUACCAGGAACUGCUGACUCAAAUCGACGACGAGGGAAUAGUCGCCAGCAGUAGCAGUAACAAUAGCAGCGGCUACUACACCUCGUCGUCGAGGCCCGAUCCCAACCACGACCACGACCCGUCGGCUGCUAGCUCGGGCCGCGGCGCGCGAGCCACGACGAGCCAGCAUGAACGAGACCUCGAAGCCGAGUUCCGGCGUCGCGUCCCGGACCUCUACCGCAAAGCCCUGGAAGUCCAUGACAACAACGGUAGUGGCGGAGGCCGGGCUGCCGAGACGCCGCGCGACACUCCCGCCUCUGCGCCCGCCCCUGGCGCUGCUUCUGAUGACACUGGCAAUGGCGGUGGCGGUGGGGGGACAGGAAUAGCAGAAACGGUGACGGGUACAGCAGCAGGAGCCAAAUCAUCAGAGGAAGCAGCGACAGGAACAGCGACGAGAUGGGACGGCGGCUCUGCCUUGCGACGAGGUGGAGGUGGAGGUGGCAAUGCCAACACCACCGACGGGGAGGAGGACAGGAACAGUACCACAACCUUUGGAUUCGACACAAAGGCGCCGCUGGUCGAGUAUCUCGACAGAGGCCUCUCCCACAUCCGGCAAGGGAAACCCGUCACGUCCGCCGCGAGUGACAGCUGGCGACCCAUCGACGUGGCCCCGACCUCUUCGUCGUCGUCGCUGUCGCUGUCGUUGACAAACACCACCAACACCGCGAUUGGUGGGAUGUCGAAACUUGCCGCGGAGGGCUGUCAUGCCCACUUUGACUCAGGGGCCGCCGUCGCCCUCGCCACGCCGCUGGGUUCUUCAGAUGAUUCUUAUGUGAAGAUCAGCAGGGGAGAUGCGCAGUACGCGGGCGAUCUCCCUGCUCGUCUUGGUAGCCCCCCGAACCCGGGCCAUCAACACCAGCAGUACCAUCACCAUCACCGCCAGAACCAGAACCAGAACCAGCACCGCGGCGGCUUCGUCGGAGGAAAAGACGGGACGAUGAGGGAUGCCCACGUCGUCGUUGGUCCGUCCGGGGAUGAAACGCCCAAAAGGGGCCGGGGCGGUUUCCUGAAUAAGGUUCUGCGAAGGGCAUAA